UGUAGCAGGGUUAGUCUUUGUGUCGUCAUUUCCGGUAAUGUGGAUGUAGCUUAUCCAAGGGAAAGGAAUUAGUCAGCCAUUGUGCUUUCGUUUAAUUAAAUAAAUCCCAAUAAAGAAGACAUGAGCGACGCUGAGAAGGAUUUUGUCGAACGAGAGUCCCACUCGCCCUCAAGGAGUGUCAGCCCUCAGGGUUCUGUCCAUUCUGCUCAUUCUGCUCAGUCUGCCAGUAACUCCCCAGCCCAGUCUCCUGUCCAUUCUAAGGAGGGCUCGCAACAGUCCAGAUCCAAGUCUCAGUCUCGCUCUCGCUCAAGAUCAAAAUCUCGGUCAAGGUCACACAGAGGUUCCCGCCGUCGUUAUUCACGGUCACGGUCCCACCACCGGCGGUCGCGGAGCCGCUCCUACAGCGCUGAGUACCGCCGGGAGAGGAGCCACAGCCGCUCACCCAUGUCAAACCGGCGGCGCCACAUUGGCAGCAGGGCAAACCCGGACCCUAACUGCUGCCUUGGGGUGUUUGGUCUCAGCCUUUACACCACGGAGCGGGACCUGAGGGAGGUCUUCUCCAAAUAUGGCCCCCUAACGGAUGUCACCAUUGUGUACGAUCAGCAGUCCCGGAGGUCGCGCGGCUUUGCUUUUGUCUACUUUGAGAACAGAGAGGAUUCCAAAGAGGCAAAGGAGCAAGCCAAUGGCAUGGAGCUUGACGGCCGCCGCAUACGAGUGGAUUUUUCAAUCACAAAACGGCCGCACACCCCCACACCAGGGAUUUACAUGGGCCGGCCCACAUAUGGAGGUCCCAGCUUUGCCCGGCGCUCCAGAGAUUACUACGACCGUGGCUAUGAAAGAGGCUAUGAACGUGGCUAUGACCGUUAUGAUGACCGCGAGUACUACCGGUCCUACAGACGCAGGUCCCCGUCGCCAUACUACAGAGGGGCAUACAGGUCCCGCUCCCGGUCACGCUCCUACUCGCCUCGUCAUUACUGAGAGUGCCGUUUCCAUUCCAACCUGGACAUACAAGGGGGACCAGGAUAGGGUGGGAGGGGGUGAAAGUGCGGGUGUUCAGAGCAGUUUCGUGAUAUUUUUACUGUUAAUUUGAUGCAUUUGUAAUGUCUUCCAAUUUUUAAUUGUAUUCAAGUUGGUGUACAAUGCUUGGUCAAGCAUCAUCCGUGUCAUUUUUAGUUAUGCAGUAUUCAUGUAAUAAACGGCACCCACACACAGGCCUGUAUGUCUUCUCAGA
This is a messenger RNA of Paramormyrops kingsleyae, 1231 nucleotides long. Its product is annotated as transformer-2 protein homolog beta-like. Gene Ontology annotation, molecular function: RNA binding. The record is from RefSeq and is a predicted model, not a curated record. NCBI's taxonomy places the organism in Eukaryota, Metazoa, Chordata, Actinopteri, Osteoglossiformes, Mormyridae.